CGACGACGAUCGAUGGCAGGCGCCAAACAAAAGGGCAAGCAGAAUGAUAAGGGCAUGGCCAAGAAGAAGGCGGUGCAUGCGAAACCUGCCGCGAAGAAAGGGCAGCCGUUCGCUUCCCUGAGCAAGCACAAACAGCAGCCGCACCAGCAGCAAAAGAGGCGAUCGAACGGAGCGUCCAACAAGAAGCAGCUGACAAAGGAACAAGAGGCCAUGCGACAGCAGCGCCUGGUGCAACAGCGCAGCUUUGAAGAGCGCAUGCGGUCUCAGAAGAACCCUCCCCAGCCCAAACCCAUGCCUUCCUUUGUCCUGGCUCCACCGACAUUUACACUGCCGUCGUCGUCGAAUGGCCUGAAUACUCGUGCACAGCCAUCCGCGUUCGUGGCACUUAUGGAUCCAUUGCUGACUACAAGUGCUCCUGCAGCGCCCUCUGGGCCUCGCAUUCAACCCACGAUUUCUCGCCCUGCCAAUGUCUUCGCCGUGCUCGAAGAUCACGAUGACACCAAUGCCGCCACAGUCGAGUCGGUCAACCCAUUCGCCAUGCGACCCCCGACGUUUCAAAUCCCUGGACCUCCUACCUUUCACAUGGCACGGCCGUCGUUCCAGCUGCCCGACGACGAUGAUGACGACCUAUGAGCACGGGUUGGGCAAAAUAAAUUUGUGUCUUACCAAUU
Molecule: messenger RNA, 671 nt
Organism: Aphanomyces astaci
Lineage: Eukaryota; Oomycota; Saprolegniomycetes; Saprolegniales; Verrucalvaceae
Exons: 5
Coding region: 13-633 (206 amino acids)
Source: RefSeq, a predicted model, not a curated record